CUAAGUAAUACAGCUUCAUGUUUCCACGACUUUUCAAAUCCGCAAAUUUGCAACGUGCUUUAAAUCAAUUUGUCAAUCCAGGCCUACCCUAGAUCCCUAUUCGGCGCAAAGCCAUGAUCCACUUGGAACUCUGGUGCUUUACCACUUCCUAGGCGUCCGCCCGCGAUGCCCGAGCAGCCACCACAAUCCUUAUCGCACGCUCAAUCCCUACGAGAAGAUGCCCUAAGACGUCUAUCAAGAUCACCCCAUCCAUACCACAAGCAGAAAUUUGAACUAUCCCAUGCCUCCGAGAGAUUUGGCCCUAAUGCACCUCCUACCCGGUCGCCGUUACGCUCCACACAAAAUACCGAUGAUGAGGAACAUGAUGGACAGAGGCGGUCGCCAGAAAGACAACGUGAAUCGACGAACAGUGAUAGUGGCACCGAGGCAGAUGAUGAACAUUGCUUGAAAGGACUACCCGCGCCGAAGCUACGACCGCACAAGGGAUUGAGGGGUCUAGACGGGUCUGUGUCUGACACGUCGAGCCCUCUGUUAACACCGGCGAUAAUAGAUGAAGUGAUAGGCGGUUCAAGGAAAACGAGCAUAUCAUAUGACUCUCUGACAGAGGAGGAUGUGUGGAGAGUGGUGGAAGCAUUUCGACAGAAGCAGAAGGCCGAGAUUGUGAGGAGGGUAAUUGAAGGUGGCAUACUGGUUUUUGUUGGAUCGAUUCUAUGUUUCAAUCCAGAAACCAGAGAGCUCCUCUUGUUAUGGAAGAGAGAACUGAUAUGCCAAAUCCUCGUCAUAACUUUCCUCCUAGCUGUAUAUCCCCUACGGUUGUUACGCCAUAUAAACCCUGAACGACCAUGGAAACGACCACUGCCAUUGGCAAUUCCAGCAGGCUUCGAUCCUGCCCCUCUCUUGUAUCCUCCUGCCAUCACCAUACUUGUAUCAAUGCUGCUCUUCGUCAAGAAUCCCACCGGCUUUCUGCCAGGCAUCAUUCUAUCAUUAUCUUCACUUCCCAGGGAGCUGAUACCAUCGAUUGGGGGACUUGAUGGCUCUAAUACUCUUCACUGGGCAUUUUCUUGCUUGCCCCUUUUCGCCGCCGAGACUGCCGAUACUGCCAGCAUCAGAGCUGCACGUAACCAACAGUUAAUUAAGUUAGACCCCGAAGUCUUAGUGUUAAUACCGCCCUUGCAUCAAGCACUAUGUGUAACUUUACACUACCUGACAACGACCAGCCUCCUCCCUGCAGAGUUACAACUCCUCUCAAUCGCGUUGAUAGACCUGCUGCUAUUGGCAUCUUCACCGCAAGCGGUCAUUCUGAAGGCACUGCUUUGGGGCGGUGGACUUGGAGUUCUGGUCACUUGUGUGCAUGUACUUCGAUGGGGUGUAGCUUUGGCAAGAGUACCAAAGUGGCGCUUCAGACGGACAAGGAACUCAUCUAAGCCUUUACGCGCACGAAAGUGCCUGUCGUUCGGCAGGUUUGGAGCCUCUCUCUUUGCGAGGAACGUAGCUGUAAGCGAUUCAAGUGAUGAGGAAGAUGUGCUGGAAGCCUCACGACAGCAGCACAUAUCAAGUGCCCGCCGGCUGUCAACCAAAGACAUUGGUCGUGGAGAGAAUGAAGUUUUUGAGAAUGGUGCAAUAUCGGCCAUUGAUAAUCCUCCCGGCGGUAGCUUUUCAUGGACUCAAAGACGGCAUACGCUACCAACUAUGACCAAUUUGCCAGCGAGGUCAAGCCAAAAUACACCCUCCGGUCGAAAAAAGAGAUCAACCUCAUCCAGCAUUCAAUCGUUCUUCCACCUUACGCAAUCCCAGGCAACUGUAAGAAAAUGGCUCUAUGCAGGAUACGUAUAUGCCUGGGUUCUGGUCAUCAUCUUUGUGGGCAUCAGAGACUAUAUCCAAAAAUUUGCGCUGCAGGAAAAUGAACCUAUAGGAUGGGCUCUUGGCUAUCUCCUUGGUGAUAUCUCGUGGUUCAGGAUGGAGGUUGUCACCGCCAACCUUCAACGAUGGAUAUGUCUCCCCGCUCGCAGUGGCUUAGAGAACGAGGAAUCCUGUCAUCUAGGGUGGGUCGAACACCUCAGACAUGCGUCUUUCGGAGAAGCCAACACUCGAUUGAUAAUCAGCGGAUACUGGCUAGCAAUUAUUAUUGUAGGCCUCGCGAUUGUCUUCCGUCUCUCAACGAUCUACGAGGUCGAUACCCGCCGCAAAGUCUUUCAUUUCAUGAUGGUAGCUAUGCUUCUCCCGGCCACAUACGUGGAUCCAACAUUUGCAGCAUUGGCACUAAGUCUAGUGCUCUCAAUAUUCCUUCUCCUUGACCUCUUCCGAGCAUCACAACUCCCUCCUCUCUCCAAAUCCUUGGCGUAUUUCCUCACUCCUUACGUAGAUGGACGAGACCUCAAGGGCCCUGUUGUAAUAUCACAUAUUUUCCUUCUCAUCGGCUGCGCCAUCCCACUCUGGCUAUCCCUCGGCUCUCUCCCACGGAUCGGUCAGAACUACCUUGCCGGCUGGGAGGUCCCAACUCGCGAAGUCAGCAUGGUCUCGGGAGUUAUAUGCGUUGGUAUGGGCGACGCGGCAGCCUCACUAAUCGGGCGCCGGUAUGGGCGGCGGAAAUGGCUCUGGCGCGGCGGCAAAAGCAUUGAAGGCAGCAUAGCGUUUGCUACUGCCGUGGGACUGGCGUUGGGGCUUGCAAAGGCGUGGCUUCGAAUUGGCGGAUGGCCUGCUAAUAACGAUGAUUCAUGGGUGAUGACGGCGUGGAAAGCGGGUGUUGCGGCGGGCGUAGCGAGCUUGACCGAGGCGGUGCUUACGGGUGGGAAUGAUAAUGUUAUCGUCCCCGUAGUACUUUGGCUUUGUGUUAAGGGGUUAGAUAUUUAGAUCAGAUCCUCAAUUGAUGAUUGGGUGCAAGGCAUCCAGAUACCCUCUU
Messenger RNA from Amorphotheca resinae ATCC 22711, 2899 nucleotides. RefSeq lists its product as hypothetical. Gene Ontology annotation, biological process: dolichyl monophosphate biosynthetic process. The coding region runs from base 166 to 2850 and encodes 894 amino acids. The record is from RefSeq and is a predicted model, not a curated record. Lineage: Eukaryota; Fungi; Ascomycota; Leotiomycetes; Helotiales; Amorphothecaceae. Gene Ontology annotation, cellular component: endoplasmic reticulum membrane. The transcript has 2 exons. Gene Ontology annotation, molecular function: dolichol kinase activity.